AAUUUGUCAUUAUUGUGCUUUGAUAUUGAUCGAUGGCAAUGCAGGAUUUUGGGUUAUGUUGCUGUUGAUUCUUGCUCAGUGAUAGUCGAAUGGUUACCCGAAACACAGACUCUUCUCAGGGAGAUGGUGAUUCGGCCCCUCCUCCUCAUGUGCCGGCGGAUCAGUUCCGUUCUCGUGCUGGCAAUAUGGUUUUUAAGAGCGGGCCACUUCUCAUCUCGUCCAAAGGAAUAGGAUGGACAUCAUGGAAGAAAAGAUGGUUUAUUUUAACUCGUACAUCAUUGGUCUUCUUUAGAAGUGAUCCGAAUGUUGUUCAUUCAAAAAGUGGUGAGGUGAAUCUUACGCUUGGUGGUAUCGACCUAAACAACUCAGGCAGUGUGGUUGUCAAAGAAGAUAAAAAACUCUUGACUGUGCUCUUCCCUGAUGGUCGUGAUGGGCGAGCUUUCACACUCAAGGCUGAGACAUCAGAGGACCUCUAUGAGUGGAAGAAUGCACUUGAGACUGCUUUGGCACAAGCACCAAGUGCAGCUCUUGUGAUGGGACAGAAUGGUAUAUUCAGGAAUGAUGCGACUGAUUCAGCUGACGGCAAUUUGGAGCAGUGUAGAGAUAGACGGGCGUUGAAUUCCUUGGUUACUGGUAGGCCAAUUUUACUUGCUCUGGAAGAUAUUGAUGGAACUCCAUCUUUCUUGGAGAAAGCCCUUAGGUUUCUAGAGCAGUAUGGAGUAAAAGUAGAAGGUAUCUUGCGACAAGCUGCCGAUGUUGAUGAUGUUGAACGUCGAGUUCGGGAAUAUGAACAAGGUAAAAUUGAGUUUUCUCCAGAGGAGGAUGCACAUGUAAUUGCUGAUUGUGUUAAGCAUGUGCUUCGGGAGUUACCUUCAUCUCCAGUUCCUGCAUCUUGUUGCAAAGCACUACUAGAAGCAUUUCGAUCUGAUCGUGGUGUCAGAAUCAAUGCCAUGCGUACAGCGAUAGCUGAAACUUUCCCAGAGCCAAAUCGCCACUUGUUGCAGCGAAUACUUAAGAUGAUGCAAACUGUGGCUUCUCACAAAGCUGAGAACAGAAUGAGCUUAUCAGCUGUUGCCGCUUGUAUGGCGCCCUUACUUCUUCGUCCUCUUCUGGCUGGAGACUGUGAGCUUGACAAUAAUUUUAAAAUGGGUGGGGAUGGUUCUGUUCAGCUUCUGCAAGCUGCUGCCGCAGCUAAUCAUGCUCAAGCCAUUGUAAUCACUCUGCUAGAGGAGUACGACAACAUAUUUGGGGAUGAUCAGCUCCAAGAUGGUUCCUAUUCUCCCGAAUUAUACUCUGAUUCAGAAGAGAGUGGCAGUGUGGAUGAGGAAGCAAGUUAUGACGAUGAGGUCAUUGGAGAUGAUGAAUGUAGUGAUUCACAUCAUGAUCUUGAUGCUGAUACAGAAGAAGAUCCUGAACAUGCAUUAAGUGGAACUUGCAGUAAAAGCAGUGGAAAUGGUGGUGACGACCUAAAUAAUGAUGAGGUUUCUGAAGGGGCUAACUCCACGUACGAGUCUUCUGCAGUCAGUGAAAUUUUCAAUGCCAAUCCGGAGCCGUCCAGUGAACCUCAGACUUCAGUGCCUCAGGAUGCUAGUGUUCAAAGUAAUAACAAUCUGAACAGUGAAGAAAAUACUGGUCCAGCAGUGCCUGCUACUGAGUCUUGUGAAUCUUUGGGAGAUGUCCCUGUCUCAAUAGGGGGAGAUAGUUUUGCCUCAACAACUCCAGUUCACAAGGAAAUUGGUUAUGAUCGGUCUUCAUCCACUUCAGAAUCUACAAAUAAAGAGAAUGGACCUGUUCCUUGUGUCAAACGUCGAACAGUUUGGGGGCGUACCGCUGCAAGGAAAAACCUUUCCAUGGAAUCCAUUGACUAUCCAAGCGAAGACGAAGCUGUAAUUCAGAGGCUUGAGGUCACUAAAACUGACUUGCAAAUUAGAAUUGCAAAGGAGGAAAAAGGGAAUGUGAUCCUGCAAGAAAAUCUGGAGAAACGAAAGCAGGCUUUGCAUGACCGUCGUUUGGCUCUGGAGCAAGAUGUAGCGAGACUACAGGAACAGUUGCAACGAGAAAGGGAUUUGAGAGAAGCUUUGGAAGCUGGACUUGGUAUGUCCUUGGGGCAUUUUCCUGUCUCAGCUACUAUUGAUUGCAAGACAAAGGCAGAUCUCGAGGAAAUUGCUGUUGCAGAAGCAGAUGUCCUUAAUUUGAAUCAGAAAGUUGCUCAUCUCCAUGCGCAGCUUGAUCAACAAUGCCAGCAAAACAAUGAAUCUGUAAAGGCUUCACAAAGUCAUUAUCAACAAACUCCAAAUCAUCUAGCAUCGUUGAAGGAUCAUCAACAGAAAGCUGUUGAAACUACAGAAUCAGCCUAUCCUCAUGAAAGUACAAAAAUAAGUAUGAACACUAGUUUGGAUGUAGAAGACAGUGUGAAUAAUACUAUUUUGACUCCAAUGAGAAAUAAUAAUGUGAAGACAGCGGAGACACCAUCAUUAUCGAACGAGCUACUACCACAAAAGCAGCAGCUAAGUUUUUCUAGUCACAGCAAUACUAAAUCCGAUCCACCAUCUUUAUCAAACAAGCAACCACCUCAGAAACAGGAUGUAGAUUCAACAUGUCGCGUUACUGAAUCUGAUCCGCCAUCUUCAUCUAGCCAGCAGCCACCUCAGAAGCAGCAGCUAAAUUCAACAAGUCUUAGCAGCACUAAAUCUGCUGGAGUAUCUGCUAUGGAUCCUAAUGCCUCAACUGACUCUAAGAAGUCUAGUUCUAAGGGUGAGGGAACUGUGCCCGCAUCUUCUACGCUGACAAAGUUGACGACCCGACUCAACUUCUUGAAAGAACGGCGCAACCAGAUUGUAAAUGAACUUCAAAACCUAGACAAGGGUCGAGGAUCUGGAUCUAAAUCAGUCAGUGCUCCUUCAAGGUCCAGCUCCAGAUAAUGCAAGCUCGCAUUUGGUUGACCA
Messenger RNA from Telopea speciosissima, 2945 nucleotides. Its product is annotated as rho GTPase-activating protein REN1-like. Bases 90 to 2921 code for a protein of 943 amino acids. The transcript has 24 exons. Gene Ontology annotation, biological process: signal transduction. Lineage: Eukaryota; Viridiplantae; Streptophyta; Magnoliopsida; Proteales; Proteaceae. The record is from RefSeq and is a predicted model, not a curated record.